Messenger RNA from Musca vetustissima, 308 nucleotides. RefSeq names its product gamma-secretase subunit pen-2-like. The record is from RefSeq and is a predicted model, not a curated record. The coding region runs from base 1 to 306 and encodes 101 amino acids. Lineage: Eukaryota; Metazoa; Arthropoda; Insecta; Diptera; Muscidae. Gene Ontology annotation, biological process: Notch receptor processing. Gene Ontology annotation, cellular component: gamma-secretase complex. The transcript has a single exon.
AUGAAUAUAUCCAAAGCUACGGGUGAACAAAAAUUGCAAUUGUGCCGCACAUACUUUCGUGCUGGAUUUGCAUUACUGCCAUUCUUGUGGGCAGUAAAUUUCUUUUGGUUCUUCAAGGAGGCAUUCGGUAGAAACUCAUAUCCGGAACAAAAGCAAAUCAAACAGUACGUCAUAUAUUCAGGAAUUGGAACAUUCGUUUGGACGGUGGCAUUAACAGUAUGGAUCAUAAUAUUUCAAACACAGAGAGCACAAUGGGGUGCUACGGCAGAUUACAUGAGUUUUAUUAUUCCAUUGGGAAAGCCUUAAAU